AUGGAUGGAUACUUAAGGCUUGGAAGCUCUGUUAUUGUCGUCAAUCCUGGUCCAACUUCAUUUUAUGUAAAGACUGGUAUAGUUCCGUUUCGAGCACCAUAUGCACUGAGUUUGGGAAUCAUAAAUGAAAAUGUCCUUCGAUCACGUAUUCGCAAUACAAAAGAAGAUUUCAUUACCAUGAUUUUGGAAUCAGAUAUGCUCAAAAUUGUUGCCUCUUCCACGCUUCAUCCAGCAGUGAGGAACGUGUUUAGAGUUGAGAGUUGCGGAAAUUUUCACGAGGGUAGUCCAAUUCGUUAUGGUCAACCAAUCAUGUUUGUUCUGGAACCAACAAUUGAAUCCUUUUCAAAUGACAAGAAUGCCAAAAAGAGAUUGUUUUUAGCCAGUGAUUUGAGAAGAAUCGGAGAUCCCAGUUUGCUGAUGGAUACACAGUCAAUCUAUUUGGAACUCAAUGAACCAAGUUUUGCCGCACAAUGGUGUCUGGAAGCAGCUGAUCCAAACUUUCGACAAGAAAUGGAAGGCAGACCGGUAAAAUUGGAUGAGAAACUACUGAUCCGACAUAUUCGUACUAACCAAGCGCUGGCACUGGAACCAAAAAUCAUGGUCCGCAAUGCAUUUGGACCGGAUUUGGGGAUCAGUGUGAAAACCUAUGUGGAUCCUCACAAAGUGGAACGUGAUGUGAAUUUGUGGCUUUUGACCUCGGCCACAGAACCACAGGUCCAAUCGAAAAUGGAACCACUAUCUGGGAGCGAAGCAUGCCCGGUUUUGACGUCGGAGAACACGUCAUUUGAGUGCGAUGUGUCUCGACAGAAAGUGGAUAGCUAA
Messenger RNA from Echinostoma caproni, 822 nucleotides. NCBI's taxonomy places the organism in Eukaryota, Metazoa, Platyhelminthes, Trematoda, Plagiorchiida, Echinostomatidae. The record is from the annotation of a GenBank genome assembly.